Molecule: messenger RNA, 1056 nt
Organism: Galeopterus variegatus (Sunda flying lemur)
Lineage: Eukaryota; Metazoa; Chordata; Mammalia; Dermoptera; Cynocephalidae
Product: lisH domain-containing protein ARMC9-like
Exons: 8
Coding region: 1-1056 (351 amino acids)
Biological process (GO): cilium assembly
Cellular component (GO): ciliary tip; centriole; ciliary basal body
Source: RefSeq, a predicted model, not a curated record
AUGUCUGUUUUGAAACAGGAGGACCAGGACACCAUGGAAGCCGAUCUAGACAAAGACGAGCUGAUCCAACCUCAGCUUGGAGAACUCUCAGGCGAGAAACUUCUGACCACAGAAUAUUUGGGGAUCAUGACCAACACGGGCAAGACAAGGCGGAAAGGGCUGGCCAGUGUACAGUGGAGUGGGGACGAGCCCCUGUGCCGGCCUGUCACCCCCGGCGGCCACAGGAACGGGUACCCAGUGCCAGACGACCAUCUCCCUUCACCCCAGAUGGCCCGACGUGCUAGAAACGGCUGCCUGCAGGCACUGCCAGCCACUCAGCCCGCAGUCGGCAAGGAGGGCGAGCCCAGUGCGGCAGAGGCCUGCGUCCCCUGUCCACGUAAGAGCGUUGGCAGCAUGCCCGCAGCCACUGCCACCAAGCCAAGAGAGUGGUUGCCAGCGCGACAUCAGGAAGAGCCCCGCCUGCCCCCCAUGGGGGUUCCCAGCCAGUCAGAGGAGGUGCCCCAGGACCUGGGCAGUGGAGGGAACACCAGGGUGGUGAAGCUCUUCCAUUUCCGGGUCUGCAGGGAGCAGCCACGGGGGCAGACCAGCAGCUCCUGCAGCAGCAGGGCCCGGGGGCAGAUCUGCAGCUCCUGCAGCAGCAGGGCCCGGGGGCUGCACGAGGUUUGGUUCCCAGCCAUUGCCGCCCAGGAAGAUAAUAGCAGUACUGCCAUGACUGUCACUUGCCUCCCCCGUGGCCCAUCGGCCACCACCGUCUGGGAGGUCCAGCUCAGGAUGGUGCUGGUGCACGGUCCACAGGCAGACCCUGGACAGCAGCCCCAGCAGGAUAAGACGGUGUUUGCCAAAUGCACAUUCCGUUCUAGGGCAUUUACCUCAGCCUUUACCUGCAAGUUCCAGAUCCCCCGCACCCUGGAGACCCUGGACCUGAACCCAUCCCAGGCAAUGGCGUCAGCUCUGGCCCCUCAGUUCCCCUCAUGUGUCCCCCAGCAGGCCAGCCGCCCCGGCUCUACAGCGUCCUCUAUGAGGGGCCUGCAGAGCAGCCAAUCUCACAGGAAGUGA